AUGGACGGAAAGAUGAUCCACGACCUGUUUGGGACACAGGAUAACUCCCAAGAGCCGGAGCCGUUGGUAAACAAGACGAGUACGAUUCUAGGCGUGGCCAUCAGCUUUCAAGUCAUAUCAUGGUUGGCCGUCGCUCUGCGUAUGUACACGCGGGCAAGGAUGGUCAGAUCCUUGGGAUGGGAUGACUUGUUCGUCGUAUUAGCGCUCUUCUCAACAACGACGGGUACAGUUGGGACUUGCGUGGCUACCAAAUACGGGUUGGGCAAACAUCUAGUUGCCCUCUCAAGAAGUGAUGUACAAAAUUACCUCCGCACCUUCUACAUCGCGAACGCCUCCUAUCAGAUGUCGACCGCCUUCAUCAAGCUCUCCCUCCUUUUCCAGUACCUGCGAAUCUUCGACGAACCCUGCUUCCUCCGACGAGUCUGCAUCUGCACCAUCAUCUUCACCAGCCUCUGGGCCGCCGCCUACACCGUCCUCGGCUGGAUCCCGUGCGUCCCCGUCCGCGCCUACUGGGACUGGACCGUCCCCGCCGCCCGCUGGGCCUACGGCUCCCUCAACGCCCCCAUCUUCUACGCAACCUACGCCAGCCACUCCUCCGUGAACGUGUUUUUGGACUUGGUGGUGCUGGCCAUCCCAGUGCCGCUGUACUUCAAGCGCGACGCGCCUCUCAAGUCGAAGCUCGGACUCCUCGCCCUCCUCACCGUCGGUCUCGUCGUAAACGCCAUCUCGGUCGUCCGUCUACUCUCCCUGGUGCAGCACAAGGCCGCGACCCAGCCGACCCUCGAUUUCCCCUGGUACGCCCCGAUCAGCAUCGUGCUCUCCUGCGUCGAAGUCGAUCUCGCCAUGGUGGCGUGCAGCGUGCCGAUCUUCUGGCCCGUUAUUCGCAAAUUCACCGACGGCAUCUUUGUCACGAAGGAGGUCGAGGUCACGAGGGAGGUCAGGAGGUUGGAGAGCGUGGAGCUCGACGACGACUUGGACAUGGAGGCGGACAGGAGGUCGAGGGUGGGCAGCGAGGCGAGCUUGCGGCAGGAGACGCUUGCGCCGGUGGCCCGGGGUCGGUACUUGGAUGAGUUCGUCGCCCAGCAGGUGGACCCGUUGAGUAGGAGUAAGAGUGUUGUGACACAGAUCAAGACGGGCGAGGUGGAUGACGCGAAAUGGUGGCAGAAGGGCAGGUUAGAAUAG
Colletotrichum karsti is the source of this 1182-nucleotide messenger RNA. RefSeq lists its product as uncharacterized. The record is from RefSeq and is a predicted model, not a curated record. Lineage: Eukaryota; Fungi; Ascomycota; Sordariomycetes; Glomerellales; Glomerellaceae. The coding region runs from base 1 to 1182 and encodes 393 amino acids. The transcript is spliced from 4 exons.